AUGGAAGUCUUUGAAACGGGCAUGUCGAUCCUCUUCAGCGAGCCCGAGAUCAACGCAGGCAGCCCUGGCGAGCACAUCCAAGUUGCAUUCAGAGGCAUGCCCAAGAUCGGACUCAGGAUCGCCGACAUCAACCCGGCGCACGUCGGACUCUUUGCGCACCAUGUCUGGAAGUCCUCGAUCCUGCUGUCGCAGAUUGUUCUUGAGCAGCGAUACGGCGUCUCUGUGGCCGGGGCCCGCUGUCUUGAGCUCGGCGGCGGGGCCGGCCUCGUCAGCGUCGUCUGCUCUUUGGUCGGGGCCAAGGCCAUCGUCUCGAGCGAAUAUCCCGACGCAUCCAUCAUCGAGGCUUUGGAAAGCAACAUGCAGAGCAACUACCAGGUGGUCGGGCAUUGUUGGGGCUCGCCGACGCAGGCCGACUUUGGCGACGAGCGCUUCGAGAUCAUCCUGAUGGCAGACACGCUGUGGAUCUCGGACCAGCACGACAACCUGAUCAAAGACCUUCAGGCGCUGCUCCAGCCGGGAGGCUACAUCAUUGCGACGGCUGGCCUGCAUACCGGAUACACCGCCGUCGAAUCGUUCUUCCACAAGGCCGAGCAAGCGGGAUUCCAGAUCGAGCGCCUCGACACCGUGCUGGUGCCGAUCGGGAACGAGCUCAACGAGGACCAAGAGUGGGCCCGGACGGCCGAGAUCUCGGAUGCCGUCGAGGAUCGGCGGCGGUUUUUGAUCGUCUUUCGGAUGACAUUUGCCCAAUAG
This is a messenger RNA of Polychytrium aggregatum, 750 nucleotides long. RefSeq lists its product as uncharacterized. The record is from RefSeq and is a predicted model, not a curated record. Gene Ontology annotation, molecular function: protein-lysine N-methyltransferase activity. Gene Ontology annotation, biological process: peptidyl-lysine dimethylation. NCBI's taxonomy places the organism in Eukaryota, Fungi, Chytridiomycota, Chytridiomycetes, Polychytriales. The coding region runs from base 1 to 750 and encodes 249 amino acids. The transcript has a single exon.